CGUGAGCGUCACACGUAGUCGUUGUUAUCGUCGUCAUCAGACGCAGCAGACAUCUUUCUGCACCCAACAGUCGAGACGCCGCUGUAGUACAACUACUCGCAAUGAAGUCCUCUACACUCGUUGUCAUCAUCAUCGCUGGCAUGGUGCUGACAGUGGCUGCCGAUUGCAAGCGUGGCUGGGAGAGCUUCCAGGGCAGCUGCUACAUCUUCAUUACAGAGGACCUCUCUUACUAUGAUGCUUUGACAAUCUGCAAUGCGGAGGGAUAUGACCUUCUUGAAGUCACAUCUGAGGCAGAAAACACGCACAUGAAGAACUUGGUUACAGCACGUAAGGUUGCCGCAGUGUGGCUAGGAAUGAACAACCUUUUCAACCAGGGUCAGUGGGUGUAUUCCAGCAAUGGGUCGCCCCUCACCUACACCAAGCUGACCAAACCCAAGACGCAACAGGAGCGCUGCAUGCAGCUUGCCGCAGACGGCACCUGGAGCAACGAAUUCUGUGGAAAGGCCAACUUCUUCAUCUGCGAAGUGCAGGAAUAGGGCCACCAUGGAGUGAUCUGAGUGGUCUACAGGCACAUUGUGUGUCGUUUCAGAUUGGAUCUUCCACGAAAAUGUACACAGAAAACAGUAUUAAUUAGAAAUACACGCGUUGUUGAUGUGAAUGUUUUGAAAUAAAUGUUUUAAAAUAAA
This is a messenger RNA of Pomacea canaliculata, 686 nucleotides long. RefSeq names its product CD209 antigen-like protein A. The transcript is spliced from 6 exons. Gene Ontology annotation, molecular function: signaling receptor activity. The record is from RefSeq and is a predicted model, not a curated record. NCBI's taxonomy places the organism in Eukaryota, Metazoa, Mollusca, Gastropoda, Architaenioglossa, Ampullariidae. Bases 102 to 536 code for a protein of 144 amino acids.